Messenger RNA from Ilex paraguariensis (yerba mate), 4225 nucleotides. The record is from the annotation of a GenBank genome assembly. NCBI's taxonomy places the organism in Eukaryota, Viridiplantae, Streptophyta, Magnoliopsida, Aquifoliales, Aquifoliaceae.
AAAAAAAAAAAUCCACAUUCAUUUAUUUCCAUUGUGUAGUGACAUGAUUUUACCAGUUUGAUCUUUUUUUUUUUUUUUCUGGAGGUGAGAGAUUGUGAUAAGCCAAAUGUGAAAGAGAUCUGCCGAGCAAGUAUCUCCUAAAAUCACAACUUUUCUUGAGGCUCUGUUUUCGAUGUAUAUCUCUAAAAUUUAUUUUGACCAGUGAAAUUCAAUCCAACCUCAAUUCAUUCCCUUCCAUACAUCAAAGAUUUGGUUGUAAGUACCCAAAAAUAUUGUUGUUUUAUACAUUUUCUUCAAAGAAAUAUAAAUCCACCAACCAUUGCCUUGCAGGGUCUCACCCUCUGUUGCGCAGUCUCUCUUUCGCCUACUCACCCACCACCCAUCAUCACCACCACCACCAACAGCAGAUUGAAUCUCUACCCUGGUUGUAAAUACUUCUGCUAAUAUAGAAUCCUUUCACAAUACACAUAUAUAGAAACAAAGUACCCCUCAACAACCCAUUGUCACCCACAUACUAAUUGAGCUCAUGGAACAAUAAAAAAACAUACAGAGUAGCAAGAAGAAAAGCUAAAGCUUUCUCUGUGAAAACCCAGAAAGGUCAAGUACUUCCUCAAUAUAUGUGAAUAAAUGGAACGAGCGCGGAGGCUUGCGAACCGGGCAAUUCUGAAACGCAUCGUUUCAGAUGCUAAGCAACAGAGAGGGAAUGAAUUGUUGUCCAGUUCUUCCUCACCCUUAUUGUGUUCGACUUCAAGGUAUGUUUCUUCAUUGUCUCGAUACCCAUUUCAUGGAAAAAAUAGUGGUAGAUCAGAUGUGAUAAUGGGAAGAAAUGGAUUAUACAAUAAUGGGUUUGGUGGUAUUGGGUCUCAAAUUCGAUCUAUUUCGGUUGAAGCAUUGAAACCCAGUGAUAGUUUUCCUCGCCGACAUAACUCUGCAACCCCUGAAGAACAAACUAAAAUGGCUAAGUUUUGUGGGUACUCGAGUCUUGAUUCACUCAUUGAUGCCACUGUGCCUAAAUCAAUUCGAAUUGAAUCAAUGAAGUUGCCAAAGUUUGAUGGGGGUUUGAAAGAAUCACAAAUGAUUGAGCAUAUGACAAGGUUGGCUUCUAUGAACAAGGUUUACAAGUCAUUUAUUGGGAUGGGUUAUUAUAACACGUUUGUUCCACCUGUUAUUUUGAGGAACAUCAUGGAAAAUCCUGGUUGGUACACUCAGUACACUCCUUACCAGGCUGAGAUUGCGCAGGGACGUCUCGAGUCUCUGCUUAAUUAUCAGACCGUAAUUACAGAUCUUACUGGUUUACCCAUGUCGAACGCCUCAUUACUUGAUGAAGGAACUGCUGCUGCUGAGGCAAUGGCGAUGUGUAGUCAUAUUCAGAAGGGGAAGAAAAAAACUUUUAUUAUUGCCGGUAACUGUCACCCUCAAACAAUUGAUGUUUGUAAGACUAGAGCUGAUGGUUUUGAUAUUAAUGUAAUCACGGCUGAUCUCAAGGACUUUGAUUACAAAUCGGGUGAUGUUUGUGGGGUACUAGUUCAAUAUCCAGGCACUGAGGGUGAAGUUUUGGAUUAUAGCGAGUUUGUUAAAAAUGCACAUGCAAACGGGGUUAAGGUUGUUAUGGCAACUGAUUUGCUAGCGUUGACGAUGUUGAAGCCCCCUGGUGAAUUUGGGGCAGAUAUUGUUGUUGGGUCGGCCCAGAGGUUUGGAGUUCCAAUGGGGUAUGGAGGUCCUCAUGCAGCAUUCCUGGCCACAUCCCAAGAGUACAAGAGGAUGAUGCCUGGAAGAAUUAUUGGUGUUAGUGUUGAUUCUUCAGGAAAGCCUGCUUUACGUAUGGCUAUGCAGACAAGAGAGCAACAUAUCCGUAGGGACAAGGCUACCAGCAAUAUCUGCACUGCCCAGGCACUGCUUGCCAACAUGGCUGCUAUGUAUGCCAUCUACCAUGGCCCUGAAGGCCUUAAAACAAUUUCCCAACGUGUCCAUGGUCUUGCUGGGACAUUUGCAGUUGGAAUUAAGAAGCUUGGAACAGUAGAAGUGCAAGGGCUUCCUUUCUUUGACACUGUGAAGAUUAAAUGUGCCGAUUCACUGGCAAUAGCUGAAGCUGCUUAUAAGAAUGAGAUGAAUCUGCGGAUUGUGGACAAAAGCACUAUUACAGUUUCUUUUGAUGAAACAACCACCUUAGAGGAUGUGGAUAAGCUAUUUAAAGUUUUUUCAUGUGGCAAGCCUGUGACAUUCACUGCAGCUGCUCUUGCAUCAGAGGUUCACAGUGUGAUCCCUUCUGGGCUUGUAAGGCAGAGUCCAUAUCUAACACACCAAAUCUUCAACUCGUACCAUACGGAGCAUGAGUUGCUCAGAUAUAUACAUAAGCUGCAAUCGAAAGAUCUCUCGUUAUGCCACAGCAUGAUUCCCCUUGGAUCUUGUACAAUGAAGUUGAACGCAACCACAGAGAUGCUGCCAGUGACAUGGCCAGGCUUUACAGAUAUUCACCCUUUUGCUCCCACUGAACAGGCUGGGGGUUAUCAGGAAAUGUUCAAAGAUUUGGGCGAGCUGUUGUGUACCAUCACUGGAUUUGAUUCCUUCUCUUUGCAACCCAAUGCUGGUGCUGCUGGCGAGUAUGCUGGUCUGAUGGUUAUCCGUGCAUAUCAUCUGUCAAGGGGAGACCAUCACCGCAAUGUCUGCAUCAUACCUGUCUCUGCACAUGGAACAAAUCCUGCUAGUGCUGCUAUGUGUGGGAUGAAAAUUGUUGUUGUUGGUUCUGAUGCCAAGGGAAAUAUUAACAUUGAAGAGUUACGGAAGGCUGCUGAAACAAAUAAGGACAAUUUAUCUGCUCUUAUGGUUACGUAUCCUUCAACUCAUGGAGUCUAUGAAGAAGGUAUUGAUGAGAUAUGUAAGAUAAUUCAUGACAACGGUGGUCAGGUUUACAUGGAUGGAGCCAACAUGAAUGCACAGGUUGGUCUGACAAGCCCAGGAUUUAUUGGUGCUGAUGUUUGCCACCUGAAUCUCCACAAAACAUUCUGCAUUCCUCAUGGUGGUGGUGGCCCUGGCAUGGGUCCCAUUGGUGUGAAGAAGCACCUGGCCCCAUUUCUGCCAUCACAUCCUGUGGUAUCCACUGGAGGUAUACCUGCCCCUGACAAGAUUCAGCCACUUGGCACCAUUUCUGCUGCACCUUGGGGCUCUGCGCUUAUUUUGCCAAUAUCAUAUACAUACAUCGCCAUGAUGGGGUCUAAGGGGCUUACGGAUGCAUCAAGGAUUGCAAUAUUGAAUGCAAACUACAUGGCUAAACGUUUGGAGGAACAUUAUCCCAUACUUUUCCGUGGUGUCAAUGGAACAGUCGCCCAUGAAUUCAUUGUUGAUUUAAGGGGCUUUAAGAAUACCGCUGGUGUAGAACCUGAAGAUGUCGCGAAACGUCUUAUGGAUUAUGGAUUUCAUGGACCAACAAUGUCAUGGCCAGUUCCAGGGACGCUCAUGAUUGAACCAACUGAAAGUGAAAGCAAGGCAGAGUUAGACAGGUUUUGCGAUGCUCUGAUCUCUAUAAGAGAAGAAAUUGCUCAGAUUGAGAAAGGAAAAGCUGAUAUUAACAACAAUGUUCUGAAGGGAGCUCCUCAUCCACCUUCACUGCUUAUGGCUGAUGCAUGGACAAAACCCUACUCUCGGGAAUAUGCUGCCUUCCCUGCCUCUUGGCUUCGAUCUGCCAAGUUCUGGCCAACCACAGGUCGUGUUGACAAUGUUUAUGGCGAUCGCAACCUCGUCUGCACCCUUCUGCCAGCAGCACAGGUUGUCGAAGAAGCUGCUGCAGCCACAGCUUAAGCUUUAGCACUGCACGUGGCAAGGUUCCGUCAAGAACAUAACACCAUCUCUUCUUCAUCCUCUUGUUGUACAUAAAAUUUCCAUAUCCGUGUACUUCUUUACAGCUGCUGACUCGUUUUCAUAAUACGUUGAUGAUCAGCUGUUUUAAUUUCAGUUUUCAAUUAUUAAAAUUAUCAAUGUUUCAUCUUUCUGCAUUUUUAUUGAUAGCAAUCAUAACUUGAAGAGGAGUGGGUGAGAUUCAAACCCAUGACCUUUAGGUCCAAUGGCGGGGUGUUGGCCAAUAAGCCAACCACUGAAUCCUCCACAAGUUAUGUUGACAUGCCACAUCAGUGGUACAGUAAAAAAUGUAAGAAAUUUGUAUGUUUUUGUAGUAUUACUCUUGGAAAGAAAUAUACUUUCUACUACUGCAAUUCCAUUUUUUUUCUUUCAA